Messenger RNA from Guillardia theta CCMP2712, 1782 nucleotides. RefSeq lists its product as hypothetical. Bases 1 to 1782 code for a protein of 593 amino acids. Gene Ontology annotation, molecular function: oxidoreductase activity, acting on a sulfur group of donors, disulfide as acceptor. The record is from RefSeq and is a predicted model, not a curated record. NCBI's taxonomy places the organism in Eukaryota, Cryptophyceae, Pyrenomonadales, Geminigeraceae. The transcript is spliced from 19 exons.
AUGGGCGGAGAGUGCGGAGAGUGGGAAUGGCAUCGGCUGCGAGCAGAGGACCAAGCACACAGGACGAAGAAGCAAGCUGUCCUGCGAUACUCGGUGCUCUUCAUUGCAGCGGCAGCAGCUAUCUGUGGGUUUCUUCUCCUCACAUCGUCAAGCGGAACGUCAGCUGAUGGCUCUGUCCAUGGAGCGCAGCUCCUGUCUUCGCGUGUCCCUUGCCAGGGGAGCUCCUGCAAGCAGAUGUCUCUGUCACGGGCUAAGCUCCACAAGCUCCCUCGCUCGGCUCGUACGGUGGUCAAAGGGAAAAGCAUGCUGUCGAGCGUACGAGAGGACGAGAAGGUGAAGGUGAGGCUCUACAUGGAAAGUCAGUGUCCUGCUUGCAAGAAGUAUUCCACUACUUACAUUAAGCAACUUCUCGAAACUCCGGGGGUGAAGGACAUUGUGGAUUUCAAGUUUGUUCCGUGGGGAAAUGGAAAGAUUCUCAACAAUCAACAAGUUCUCAACACAACUCAGCUGCUCUCGAGCACUUUGAAUCAUCUGGAGCUCGCGGUGCAAUCGCAGAACUCAAUUGUGGAUUCACUGGUCCACGACUUCAACAACAUGUGGAGAUCUUUGAGCUUCGAGAUUACUCACUUAAAGCAAAAUCCCAUCGUCAAGAAGUAUACCUCACUCGCACACUUUUCGACUCGUGAGAAGGCUGUGAAGCAAUCUCUCUUCUCUGAGGAGGAAUGGCUCGCCAAUCAAACUCAGUUCAACAUGGAGGAUUGGAUCUCUGAUCACACUCUGCCCGGUAUCGAUGAGUGGCUGGCAAACCAGACGUCUUUCGACUUCGAGGCUUGGCUUUCUUCCCAGCCCACGUAUGAUAUCGAAAGCUGGCUGAGUGGAGGAUCAGGAGCUGCAGGUAACGCCAGCAACUCGACGGACUCGCGAUCCGACAUUCAGAAGUGGCUGGACGACCAGCCCGACUUCGAUUUUGAGGCGUGGCUAGCGGCUCAGCCGGUCUUCGACUUUGACGGCUGGUUGUCGAACGUUUCUAAGGCCCAGCAGGACACUUCCUCCAAUUCGUCUGGCUCGGGGCUCUUGAGCGAAGGGUCCAUCGUUUCCCUCCAAGCAAAGCUGGACAAGUUGACGAGCAAGCUGAUGCUUUUGAAGAAGGCAUGCUUGGGCUCCCGCAUCCGAGCUCUAAGGACAUCCGCCUUGCAUAAGAGGCAGGCGUUGGCCGAGGAGUCUUCGCACUCGAUCAACCUCAACCUCGUGUUCCUCUGCCAGCAUGGAAGUCAAGAGUGUGCGGGUAACGCCUGGGAGAACUGCAUUCAGAGCAUGUAUCCUGAUCAGCAGACUUUCUUCCCUGUCAUCGAUUGCGUCGAGAAACGAGGCUGUGCGGAGGGACAGAAGGCCCCCGAGGACUGCGAAGGCGAACCGCAAGCUGUGGCGGGAGGAUGCGUUCACGAGUUCGGUCACGGAGUGAUGGAUAUCAACGCGCUGCAAGCUUGUGUGUAUGGAUCUCAAGGACGAGGACUCCAGAUCCCGGAGUCGACAAUCUUGCUGCUCCAAGCAGCGAAGGAGACGAGCGAGGCAACGGGCAGGCAGUGGGUGCCCUGGCUGACCAUCGACGGCGUUUCUCCCGCGACCAGUCAAGAUGACUUUGGGCAGAUCUUCCUGGUCGGCAUGCAUGUAUGCAACGCCUACGCCAAGAAGACUGGCAAGACCCCUCCCUCGCAGUGCAGCUCCUUCAUCACUCAAGUUCCCGCGGAUCCCUGGGCUGCUUUCAACGGGACGAGCUUGUGA